This is a messenger RNA of Aethina tumida (small hive beetle), 804 nucleotides long. Its product is annotated as calcium load-activated calcium channel. Gene Ontology annotation, molecular function: calcium channel activity. Gene Ontology annotation, biological process: endoplasmic reticulum calcium ion homeostasis. The transcript has 3 exons. Gene Ontology annotation, cellular component: endoplasmic reticulum; cytoplasm; endoplasmic reticulum membrane. NCBI's taxonomy places the organism in Eukaryota, Metazoa, Arthropoda, Insecta, Coleoptera, Nitidulidae. Bases 69 to 617 code for a protein of 182 amino acids. The record is from RefSeq and is a predicted model, not a curated record.
ACUUGGCCUGUCACUCUGACGUUUUCAAUUAUUAGGUUAUUGUGGUAAAUUUUUAGAAAUUAAGUAAAAUGUGGGCAGACACUUUGCUUAUUGUAUUUAUUUCCAUUUGCACAGCCCUUUUGGGUGAGGGUUUGACAUGGCUGAUGGUGUAUCGCACAGAGAAAUAUCAAAAGUUAAAGACUGAAGUAGAAAAGCAGAGCAAGAAAUUGGAAAGGCGUAAGGAAGCACACGGAGAUUCGCUAGAUAAGCAACACAAAAAGAAAAUAGAAAGGGAAGAGGAAAGGUUAAAGAACAAUAACAGAGACUUGUCCCUAGUCAAAAUGAAAUCAAUGUUUGCUAUUGGUUUUGCCUUUACAGCUUUGCUGAGCAUGUUUAACAGCAUAUUCGAUGGCAGAGUUGUUGCAAGGCUUCCAUUCUUGCCCUUAACUUGGAUCCAAGGUUUGAGCCACAGAAAUCUUCCAGGAAACGAUUAUUAUGAUUGUUCUUUCAUUUUCUUGUAUAUUCUGUGCACCAUGUCAAUUAGGCAAAAUAUUCAAAAGCUUUUGGGUUUUGCUCCAUCAAGAGCAGCUUCAAAACAAGGCAACAACUUGUUUGGUCCAACUCCUCAAUUCAAAUAAUCAAUUUGGAGAUUGAUUUAAAAUUAUUUAUUGCUUGAAUAUCAUGUUGAAUGUAUAAAAUUUGAUGAACAAACAGUACUGUAAUAUUUUGUUGAUUUAAUUUUUAAAUUAUAUAUUAUUUAAUGAGGAGAUUGUUUAACAUUUUACCUCAAAGAAUGAGUGUAUUUAAUACAAAUUUUAUACUGUG